Molecule: messenger RNA, 654 nt
Organism: Hyposmocoma kahamanoa
Lineage: Eukaryota; Metazoa; Arthropoda; Insecta; Lepidoptera; Cosmopterigidae
Exons: 3
Coding region: 35-535 (166 amino acids)
Source: RefSeq, a predicted model, not a curated record
UGUAGUGCAAGAAGUUUGGGUGGCUAGAGCUAUAAUGCAUUUAUUAGAAGACGAAAAACUAGUAGUGGAAGGAGCUGCUGCUGUAACAUUUGGUGCUGUUUUAGCUGGAUGUUUUCCAAAUUUGAUAGGAAAGAGAGUGGCAUGUGUGAUAACUGGUGGAAAUAUUGAUAAUGUAAUGUUGAUUCGUGCUGUGGAGCAAGGACUUGGCGCCGAAGGACGUUUGAUGAAAUUUAGAGUGACCGUACAGGAUCAGGCUGAGUCGACCGGCGAAAUAUGCUCUCUACUUGCUAGUGUUGAUGCCUCGAUACGGGACUGUCUUCCCCAGCAUUGUUGGAUGAAUGGCGAUAUUUUUAGUGUAGAGAUGAUAAUAAUAGCCGAGACUAAAGGCUGGGAUCAUUCGAGGGAAGUAAUGGAUGUAGUAAAAAAGACAUUUAAAAACAGUUACUUCCUUGGCAUGGAAGAGCAGCCUGCUUCGUUAACAAUCACUUGUCGUGGUCCUUGUAUGCCUCAGCCUCAAGCUCAAUUCGGUUUGUGAAUAUUGAGAUGGCCAAUAAAUAUCAAAUUAAAAUCUACCUCAAAUUAUCUAGACAACUUGUGUUGUGAAGUAUCAUGUACGGUGGAUAUUAUUUUUUGAUUGAAUAAAGUAAUAGUGUC